AUGCUUCCCACUCCGUGCAAGCCGCUCGUCCACCGCUGCUCGCAGCCGGCGGCGGCCAUGGACACCGUCGGUGCGGCGUCACGACGUCGCCGCCACCGUCCUCUCUGCGUGGCAUCGGGCCCGAUAAGCGCGUCGGCGACGGCACAGCGGAGGAGGGCCGACGCGGUGGCGCGCAUGCCACCGCUGGCGCACCGGGAGGUGAUGCUGGCGCUGGCGGGCGAGGCGGAGGCGGUGCUGGGCGCGCGCCUUCUGCCGUCCGAGGUGCCCGCGGACGUCGCGGAGUUUCGCAACGCCACCGGGAACGCACUCGGCUCAGUGGACGUGCGCCGCGGCGUGCCCGGAUCGUCGAUCGAUUUCACGCUGGAGGCCUGGUUCCACCGCCAGCUACCGGGCGGCGGAGCCAUCGAUAUCAGCUCCCUGAUCUUCUUCCUCAACGGCACCACCGACGCGCCACACUUCCUCAUGGAGCUCAUCCAGGGAGGCCCGACCUCGCUCGUCGUCCUCCUCGACCUCUUCCCGCGCAGGGACCUCCCGCUCCAUCCGGACUACAUCGCUAGGUACUACGAGGCCACGGGCAUGGACGCUCAUCGCCGGAGCCUGGAGCGGUUGCCGCAGGUCCGUCCCUACGUCUCGCCAUCGCUGCUCGUGCGAAGCCUGUGGUCGCCCACGGCGGUGGUCGUGGACGUGCAGUGCGGGGAGGGAAGGGGGGCGGCGCUCGAGGAGAUUGUGCGCGGCCAGCUCGCGACCUCCGCCAAGGAGGUACUUGGCGUCUGGCUGGAGCACUGCGCGGCGGCGGUGGAGAUGAGUGACGCGGAGAGGGAGAGCAUGGUGGCCAGGGACAAGAUGAUCUCAACUACGUCUGUGGAGCUCAACCUUUCUGCCAACCUGCCGAGGAUGUUUGACGCCGACAUCUCCGCCAGGGUCGUUGCUGAGAUAGGCAAAGCCUUCCUAGGGUACUAGAAGUCUAGACAUCAUCAUAUGGCUAUCGAGUUUGUGUUAUUGGCUGGCAAUGUUUGGCUACCUGGCUUUCGGUGUCGA
Lolium rigidum is the source of this 1038-nucleotide messenger RNA. RefSeq names its product red chlorophyll catabolite reductase-like. Bases 1 to 960 code for a protein of 319 amino acids. Gene Ontology annotation, biological process: chlorophyll catabolic process. The record is from RefSeq and is a predicted model, not a curated record. Gene Ontology annotation, cellular component: chloroplast. Lineage: Eukaryota; Viridiplantae; Streptophyta; Magnoliopsida; Poales; Poaceae. The transcript is spliced from 3 exons. Gene Ontology annotation, molecular function: red chlorophyll catabolite reductase activity.